UAUGAUGUGUUUGGCUUCAGCUCCAACCUGGGCUACGAGGCCAAACUACCACUCCCCUUCUCGACGACAGGCUUCAUGCCGUUGAAGCUGGAGGCCAGCCAGUUGCCUGGCAACGCCUGCUGCAGCAACGUUGCUAUACCCGCCGGUGGCUCCUGCCUACAGAGCUAUUUCUCCAACGGUCUCAGCUCCGAGUCGUGCAUUUGCGGCCCGAAGCCGGACUCGACCAGACCGGCUGGACCGGCUGACCGGGCGGUCGGAGGUCGGAGCGAUCUGAUGUGUGGCGACUGCGGAUCGGGCCCGACUGGCAACCUUCUGCGUCCGAGCGAGGCUUUCCGAGACGACUUUCUCGUCUCGUCCAGCUUCGCCCACCUCGGUCAGCCACUCAGCCAUCCCACACUCUCUCAUCUGCCUCCGAAUUCACCGGCCUUUUCGGCCAUCUUUCGCGUCAACUCCGUCUCCACGACACCUCCGUUGCCGCUGGGCCCCAGACAACCGCGACCCCCUUCGGACGGUCUGCAGCUGGAUCCUUUUCAUGACUGCCCAGUCAGCUCGAACGAUCCUCCAAUCGCGCUUUUUCGUCAGCCAACCCACUCCCUACAUCCCCUCCAUCCUCAGCACACCCUCAGCACGAUGCACACAGGCGCUCCACACCCGGUUUCUCAUACCCUCGGCUCACACAAGUAUCCCCGAGGGCCACAUGUGGUGUCGCCCAGUCCGGUACAGACCAACUACCACUACCAACCGGAGCAGCACCAACUGCCUCAGCACCAUUUCCAGCCGGGCUCGAACACCUCCGGACACCUACAGGGACAUCCACACUGCGGCCUCUUCCAGGCGCCUAUCGCACAUCUGCCUGGACCGUCGGAUCGAGGCGAGGAAGAGGCCCAUUUUCUAACCUCCAAGCCAGACAGACUCAAUCCUCUUGUGGUCCCACUCAAGGCGGAUGGCAGUGGACGAGGGGCUGCUUCGGACUCUUGGACCGACAGGUUUGAUGACUCCUUGUUUCUCCAGCAUCUCGACACCUCAACGUCUGCUGGUCUGAAGCAUACCAGCGAGGUUGAGGUUGAAAUGAUACGAAUCGGUGGGACGACGCAACAACGACGUAAGUAUCAAGAGAAGUAUUAUGGAGCACAACAAAGAGACGAUACAACAGAUGAGGCAGUAGAACAUGAAGAGGAAGAAGAAGAAGAAGAAGAAGAAGAAGAAGAUGAUGAAGAAGAAGGAGAGGAAGAAGAAGAAGCAGAAGAAGAAGAGGAAGGAGAUGAUGAUGAUGAUGCUGAUGACGAUGAUGAAGAGGAGGAAGAGGAGGAGGAGGAAUGGUGUAGGAUAGGAGGUGACGAAGGUGGGCCUCCGAAGGGGUCCGUUUUUGUGACGGGCCCCAGAGACCAGGUGGCCGGUCAGAGUUUAGCCUAUCCCCCCGGUUUCUAUGCUGCCUGGCCAGAUUUGGACCAUUUGGCUCUGCCGCAUUCGCCUGCUCAGCCGGCCUGGCCUCGAGCGAAGGGUCUCUCCAAUCUGAUGACCAAGACGGCUUCAUUUGACCGGUCACCCAUGCAUUUGCAUCUCUGCCAUGCUGAUCCUCAACGGCCCGAGACUGACUCGCUGGGUGAAGGAUAG
This is a messenger RNA of Protopolystoma xenopodis, 1614 nucleotides long. NCBI's taxonomy places the organism in Eukaryota, Metazoa, Platyhelminthes, Monogenea, Polystomatidea, Polystomatidae. The record is from the annotation of a GenBank genome assembly.